Morus notabilis is the source of this 846-nucleotide messenger RNA. Its product is annotated as vegetative cell wall protein gp1. Lineage: Eukaryota; Viridiplantae; Streptophyta; Magnoliopsida; Rosales; Moraceae. The coding region runs from base 1 to 846 and encodes 281 amino acids. The transcript has 2 exons. The record is from RefSeq and is a predicted model, not a curated record.
AUGUCUUCCUCUCAUUUGUUCAUCUUACUCCUUGGAGUGUUUCUGACCACUCAAACUUUUGCCGAUUACUAUAAGCAGGAUGCUCCUAAUUUUGGACAAAAUGGGGAGAAGUCUAACCCAAUCCCACCCCCGGUGAAUCCGACCCCUCCACAACAAGGGGAGAAGUCUAACCCGACACCAACCCCAGUGAAUCCGAACCCUCCACAAAAUGGGGAGAAGUCUAACCCAAUACCAACCCCGGUGAAUCCGAACCCUCCACAAAAUGGGGAGAAGUCUAAUCCAAUACCAACCCCAGUGAAUCCGAACCCUCCACAACAAGGGGAGAAGUCUAACCCGACACCAACCCCGGUGAAUCCGAAUCCUCCACAAAAUGGGGAGAAGUCUAAUCCAAUACCAACCCCAGCGAAUCCGAACCCUCCACAAAAUGGGGAAAAGCCGAACCCAACACCAACCCCGGCCUACCCGAAACCUACACAUGAAGAGAAGCUUAAUUCACCACCAGCCUCAGUGUUUCCUAAUCCUCCACAGCAAGGAGAGAAUCCUAACUCGCCACCAACCCUAGUGUCUCCAAAUCCUCCCCAGCGUGGAGAGAUGCCUAACUCGCCACCAACCCCAAUUAAUAAUCCUCCUUAUGGAGGGAAGACUGAGCCUGAGCCUAGGCCUCAGCCCCAACCCGAACCCAAACCGCAACCUCCAACUCAAUCACCUAAAGUGGAGAAGCGACCAUUUAUACAACCACCGGUGUCCUCGCCAGGGCAAGAGGCGCCACCUUCCGGUCAGUACCCAGGAAACAAGCCCUCAACUGGACUCUACCAGCCACCGAGUAGUCCUGGUCAUCCGAACUGA